Molecule: messenger RNA, 8014 nt
Organism: Capsaspora owczarzaki ATCC 30864
Lineage: Eukaryota; Filasterea; Ministeriida; Capsasporidae
Exons: 1
Coding region: 1-7884 (2627 amino acids)
Molecular function (GO): protein binding
Source: RefSeq, a predicted model, not a curated record
AUGGCUCGUCCUGGUCGCGGCCGGCCAACGCACCCUCCAAGCAACCGAGGCAAUGGCACGACUCCCAAUGCCACCAGUACUGCCACCACGUCACAAGCACAAGCACAAAUACCAAGCGCAGAAGCGAUCGCCGCUGCUGCAGGCGUUUAUCGAGCUGGUCUUCUUGCUUCAAUCGAUGCUACUGUUGUUGCUGAUGCUGGUGAUGAAACGCACUCGACGGACGAUGACGAUGACGGCGACGACGACGACGACGACUAUGAAGACGAAGACGAAGGCCGCCCCGUGAUCAACUAUGGGUACGACGACGAGGAGGACUAUGAAACCGACGAGGAUGACGAGGACGAGGACGACGACGACGACCAUCACCACCACCACGACUACGACGACGACGAGGACUAUGAAACCGACGAAGACGACGACGACGAGGACUAUGAAACCGACGACGAAGACGACAACACCUCCGUGCGCCGGCCAGUCAACACUCAAGAGAGAACGACGCAGCAGUUCCUCGCGCAGGUGCAACGCCUAUUCCAAGACCACCCUCCCAUCACCGACGAGGAGGAUCAGCACGUUCACAAUGAGGCUGAUGUGACCCACUGGAGGAUGUUGGCAAUGGUGCUCGGUGUCGGGCCCCUCUCCGCGCACGGGACGGAUGCUACCAUGCUCGUAGCAGCCAAGGCCAUCGUCGGCUCGUUGCUCUACCCAUGCGAUGCAUCCCGGGUGGGCCCGCCCGGACUGCGGUUGCAGAGUCGUAUUCAUGUGGACCACAGUCAUCAUGGUCAUCAUGAUGAUCCUUUGGACCCAGCUGGCACCGUUAUCGACGACGACGAUGAUAUGGACGAGAUGAGCGACGCGGGCGAUGACCGCGACAAUGAUGGUUCGGACGGGAUGAGCGACGCAGACGACCACGACGACCACGACGACCACGACCACGACCACGACCACGACGACGACCACGACCAUCCCUCCGCGACUCGCAUUCCGUCGGCUUGGGCGUCGCUCGAGUACGAAAGCAGCGCAAUUCAUGCUCCUCACCACGAGUUCCCGACCACGUUGAGCGCACACGAGCUGUCCGACUUUGACACGUUUCCGCGAUUGACCGACUACCACAUGGAUGCCCAAGAGCUCGAAACUGACAUAUUCUUGCCACAGCUGGCGCUGCAGCCUCCCUCAUACCAAGCCUUGCAGUACGACAGCACCCGCCUUGAGGUCCGUGAUGUCCAUGGUGUCCGAGUCGAGUGGAAAGACGAGGCUUACGAGAGUUUGGUUCGGCCCACGUCGCUUGAGGCCAGGCCCAUUCUUGCCCGUCGCGUUCUCUUUGAUCCAAGCGAGGCCGAUCCGGCUGCCAUUCCAGCGUUAGAUCGAGAAAACACCACUGUUUUGUCCAUGGCACACCGCGAUGCCCUUGAGCUGCGGCCAUUCGAGCCCAGGUAUUCCUACAUGAAUGCUCUUUGCCGCGAUACCCGCGGCUCCAUCCUGCAGCCGCUCUUCCGCCUCAUCACAGAACGGGCGACACCACUUGCCAUCACCUCCUUCCUCAAGAAAUGGCAUUCUCGCGCCUUGCCGACGCAGGUUGAGCUCAAAAUGGCUCGUGACCGCUUCUUGCAAAGGUCUGAUCGGCAUGUUGCUUUUGCUGAGUCCUCGGCUGCCGUAGAAGGGCCGCAGCUCGCAGGUCCGGUCGCGGUCGUCCCCAUUCCUCUUCCCGAGUACAACCUCGAGUCCGACCUCUGCGUCGAGUUGCCGUACGCGCUCGCGGGCAAUGUGUUGGCGUCGCGACUUGCAGCAGUGUUUACAACAGGCGCGCGCUAUCUCGAGCCCAGCGCUUGCCUCAACUUUGCCAGUCCGUUCGGCGUUCCAAUCUCAGUCGCCAAUCCCAAUUAUGUGAUUUCUCCCAUGCAAUGGGCUGCUGCUGUCGGCACUGGAGCCAUCAUUGAGGCUCUGGCUGAUUUUGGGUGCGAGAUCGAGCCUGAGGUGAAUGCCGUCGUCGCUUCGUUGUCGCCAGAUGACCAAUACUUUCCGUUCUUUGCCGGCGGCCAUUCUUCUGCAUUCGCCCCACUUCCAACAACCAGCGCCCAGCUUCCAACUAACUAUGCCUUCCAUCGUCUGUCCGACCGCGCUAGUCGGUCCAUUUUCGCUGACCUGAGUACUGCGGACGGUGCUCGGGCGAUGGUUCCCAGUCUGCUUCCGGCAUCACCACUGGCCAUUGCUAUUGCAACGCAUAACGCAUCGGCUACCCGUGCUCUGCUUGCGCGAGGCGCUUCGUUGUCGUCCUUGCCGUUGUUUGCCGUGCCCUCCUCGCUGCCAAAUACCAAUCUCGCCCAUUCUGUCGCAGGGCUGUUGGAGAAUUCUGGCGCAGCCGCGGUUGUCAUGCGCCAUUUGGACUCGCGCGGGUGUCCAAUCCCUUCCUUGAGCAACGCUGUUGAUUUUGCCAGCAACUCGUACACGACGCUUGAAUACGUGUACCAGGCCAGAAAGUUUACGCUUCCUCCGGGGCUACCACCAAACGCGCGCGGACUGACGUUCCUGGCCAGCAAGGCGGUGGCGCGCUUGCUGGUUGAUCCCGAAUACUCGCUCCGCAAUGUUCCUCCCAGCUCCACGACGCGCGCCCAAUACCAUCGGCACCUCCGCACACGCAUCUUCCACCAGCACUUUGAUGAGCAUCUCCAAUACGCGCUGGCGACGGUGCCGGAUUUGCAGUGGAAUCUUCUCGCCUUUGGUGUCCCUUCAACAGAGUGGAAAAGCCCCCUGGAGACUUUGAGCCUGCUGGCGCGAGUGGUGGGCAGCCCGCGCGACCUUUGGGGCAGCCUUUCGUACGACAAGCCCUUUGUUGUGCCGACCGGUGCCGAGGCGCUCUCGUCUGCAUCCAACAAGGCCCAGAUCGCAUUCCCCAACGAGAGCGCACCCGAUGCAGUCUCAGACCCACUCACGCGCCCGUCACUGCAGCUGGAUUUCGGCCGCCUGAAAGUCUCAACCGAAAAGAAGUCGGCCCUCAUCGCCCACCGCGACCCGCUCGAUUUGCGCGACCGCGAAGGGUCGUUGGCGCUCCGUCAAACUGCCGCUCGCUUGGCCCGCGUCGCCUCAUUCAUAGAAGCGUACGACGACGCUACGAUCGAUGCGCUGUUCGACGCGCUUCGAAAGAAGAAUUAUCAUAUUCUGGCUCUCGAAGAGUUGCUUUUGCCGCUGGCUGCCAGUUCCCUGACGACACGCCCGCCUCGUUUUAUUAUUGCAGCCGAGUUCCAGUCGAUGGAAGAUGUGUUUCUGCUCAUGUCUGCAGUGACUGGCUUUAUGUGUUCGUAUCUUGCACGCACAAGCCAAGCCGGCAUCACGAUUCUUCGCGCCACACGCUUCACCCCUGCCCGGCUUGUUCAACGCUCCGACCACUCUGAGCGAGCAGACAAGCGUUCGGCCCAUGCGAUCUUUGAGCGGUGCAACCGUCGCUUCAUGGAUGCCAUCAUUUACAGCAUUGACAUCAUCGACGCCCUUUCAGCUUCUAUUGCCUUCUCUGGCAAGGCAGGCGUGCUCGCCACCGAGCUGUCAGGGGCUCUGGCGGAGUGGGACCAAACCGUUGACAUGUUCUUGCAGCAAGCGGAGGAGGACACGAGACCCCCUUGCUUGGCCAAGACGUUGCUCGCUGGGUCAUCGAUUGGCGAGUACCGCAACCACCUGCUUCGCGUUGUUUCGCUGCUUCGGCGGCUCAACGACGACGAGAUGCUGCCCGACUUUUGCCACGUGCCGGCUGACAUUCGCUCUCCCUUCCCCCGGCGAAAUCUUAUCAAGGCGCUAACUGCAACGCUCGAGCGAGCUUCAAUGUACGGGGGGUUGCCGGAAGAUCGCACCGUGCUCGUCCAGGACUAUGUCCGUCUCGUUGCUCACGGCACGCCCGUGCCUAGCAAUGCUGACAUUAAUCGUGUGGUCAGCUCAGUGAGUGUCGGGACGAGUCGCUCCUCCCAACGAGGGUCAACAACAACGACCGACGACGCAGCCGAGGUUGUUGAUCCUGCAAUGCAGGCAAGCUACUUUCAGGCAUUCAUGUCGGGAGGACCCCUCACAACGCCGCUCACAAUGGCUGCCGUCAACAACGACUAUGACGCCGUCGCUGCUAUUCUUCAGUCGUCCUUGCCCGGAGGGCAACGCUUGCGUUCGACGUCCAAGCUGCUGACGCCCCUCCACCUCACAUCUUCGCCACGAGUGGCGCGCUUGUUGGCGACCCAGUUCUAUAUCAACACGCGAACGCCGUUCUGCAACGUCAGCGCCUGCCAAGAUGACGUCUGGAACAUUGAGGAUCUCAUGCAAUCUUCGCGUAGCGGGCACACUCCGUCCGCUGCCAUCGUCAAGGUUCCUGGCCAGCCUCCAUUUGAUGCUGCCUCGUGUCUGUACGGUUCGACUCCACUGCACAUUGCGUGUGCCUUUGGACACUUGGAUCUUGUGCGUACCUUGGUCGACCUUGGGGCGGACUUGCACAUCUUGGACGCUUGGCGCAGAACGCCAUUGGACGUCGCAAAACACCGCCACCACGAGGAAGUGUCAGCGUUCAUCGAAAGUGCGCUUGGUCUGACGCCCAGCGCCUCCAGCAAUGAUCACCAGGACUCGUUGGAGGAUCAACUCUUGCAAUACGUGACAACAAGUGGUGACUUGCCUUGUGUCGACAAUUUGCUGGCACAGCUGCUUGCUCUGACAGCCGACUGUCCCGAUCGGCUUGCCCAGCUGCUUGCGCGCAAAAUUCUCCUCACUCAAGUCCGAGGAGCAGCAGUUCAGCAGCGUAUCCAGAGAUGGCUGCGUGAUGCCACCCCACAGCUUGGCUACGCGCUUCUGGCCGUUGCGUUUGCAUCGCUGUGCGCGCCCCUCGCCGAAUUCGUCCUUCAGCAUCUUCCACCGAGUGCUGAACGCCCAGUCCCGGCACUCUUGUGGCUGCUUCAAAGUGUCUGUCGAGCGCCUGCCGCUGCACAGUGCAGCAUGCUGCCCUUGUUCCGUACCUUGUUAGCUACAAGCACGCUGGAAACCGAACAUUUAGGUCUCCUUUAUCUCGCUUGCAACGGAUCCUUCUUUGAGGCAGUGAUCGAGCUGCAGCCUUCAUCCUUCGAACGAGACGACUUUGAGUCGCGAAAAUUUUAUUUUGCAUAUUGCUUGCAUGCGUGGGAGCUGGUAGGCAUAUCCAUGUUGCUUGACAGCCCUUCGACCAGCGCGGCGAAGCACGCUUUCUCCUGUCUCCAGCGUCAAGCGCCUUCGCGUGCCGUUUUUCGGGACAAGCUAUUCCGAAUGGCUGUGCUCACAGUAUGCUGUCCUGCGAUGCAAUUUGUGAUUGACAUGUACCGCGAGGAUGACGCGCUCUCCUCGAUUGCGGGCGACUUUAUCAAGCACACUGUGGAGACAGCGCAACACCGGGAUCAGUUUUUCAAGGUCGCGAAAGGCGUGGAUUUUCUAACAAAGCCCAUGUCGUAUGGUUCCGCCGAGCUGCCUGAUCGUUUCGUCCCAACUCUUGACUGGAGUGCGCUUUAUGAUUUGGUGAAGGCGUAUGGUGUUGACCUACAACACAAGUGCGCGAUUCUCCCCGAGCUGCUCCCCCCCGAGCUUCGUGCCGACCCUCGUACCGGUACUCCUUUCCGAUGGACAGCCUUGACGCUCGCUCUUGUCUUGAAGGACGACUUGGCGUCCGUGGCCUCGCUUCAUGCGGCAGGAGCUCCUGUCGUGGACAAUGCUCCUGCUGCUGCUCCUGCUGCUGACGGGUCAUCCAUCUCCUUCUCCAUCCCGGUUCCGCUUGGCAGGCUCUGUGAGUCAAGCACCCUUCGGUCUGCUUUGCUGCCCGACCCCGCUCAUCCGGCCAACCACCACCCCCAGUUGUUGACCGACGUUCUUGCAGCUUAUGCUGCUUUACCCGGCGACGAGCACUAUGCGGAUUCGAUUGACUUGAACAAUUUCUUCAAUUUGUUCAACGACACAAUCAUCACUUGGAGUGAUGCCAACACCUUUACGAUUGCAUGCAGCAUUUUCGCCAAAGUCGUGUCCACUUUGCAGACUCCUCUCACUCGUGAGGCGUUUCCGUUUCUGACCCAGCUCUUCCCGCUGGUUUCCCGCAUCACCAGUAACGUGGCGGUCAAACUUCCUGCCGACUUUCUUCUGCUCAACGAAGACUGGUGCAUUCACAAUGAACAUCCGAGUGCUCCACUGCAGCUGUACAAGCUCCGCGAGCUGCUCAAGCUUUUCCGCGUGCUUGGCGCGUCGGCAGCUGACAUGGCCCAGGCCAGCCUCAUCACGGGCGAACAGCUUCUUGGCCAGUUGUACCAAGUCUACCGACCCUUGUCGUAUCUCUGGGCGCUCCUUGACUGGGGCGUUCCCAUUUCGGCUGCCGCGAUUCUCUCUCCCCUGACCAUUCGGUUGCUCUUGUUGACUGAUGAGUCUGUCGACGGUGUUGAUUUGCAUCCUCUAAACCACGCGGUCGAGCGGAACGAGCCGCUGACGGAUGGAUGCCAAUACCGAAUUGUGCAGCAUUUUCUGCAGGUUCUUCGUCUAGAGAAUCAGUUGGCCACUUGGUCUCAGCUUGCCUGGCAAUGGCUCGAGCCUGCUGUCCGGUGUCGGGCGGCGCCUGCCAUCAUCCCGAUGAUUCUGGAUGCGAUUCCGAUCAUUUAUCGUGAGCGUUUGGCGGCGCGCCCACCACCGACCAUUCUCGACUCGCUGGUGUUUUGCGAGCAAGGACCUGAGGUUUUCCGUAUCCUUGUGCAGUUUGCGCCCUCCUUGAAGGGCCUGGUGUUUGCGUCGCUCACCAGAGCGCUCCACCAGCCGACUGUUGUAACUCCCAGCCGGCUGUCUCAUUUGAGUCGCACCGAACUGACGGAUCUCUUUGUGGAAAUGCUGACGACUGCUCGUGGCGCGCGCCAAAUCCUUUCCGAUGAUGAACAGGCGAGCGAGCCGCUGCUCACGACGAGUUUGUUGCGUGGGUUGCCCAAAGUUGCAAAGGCUGUCAUGGCGUUUAGACACGUCAACCGCAGCGAGCUUCACAUGCCCAAUGCACACGUGCUGAUGGACGCUGUAUUGCAGCGCCUGGCGGUCGCGAUGCGCGUCUGUCACCUUAGCAGCGCCGACGACAGUGCCAGCGUCAAUCUAGUCAGCGAGCAGUUUGGCGUGCAAUUUUUGUUCGAAAUUCAAGAGAUUGUCUCAUUGCUAGGGCACCGACAAGGCCCUGUGGCGAUCGGAGCCGAUUCUACCACCCAACGGCGGGCCAUGGACUCGAAUGGCUACUCUUCCUUGAUUCAACGCGUUGUGGCCGAGUUGCAUCCGACCAAUCAGCGGAUUGCGAUGGACCUCGAGUGGGACCGUGGCAUUGAAGCAAUCAACUUGAUUUUCGACGAGUUGCCGUUGCUCGGACCUUCCUUCAUGAAGGACUUGUGCUGGGUCCAGCACCCUGUAGAAGCCAUGCUCCAAAUGGCGUUCGUCCGCAGCGACUUUAUCCAAGUGAUGCUGACGCGGUACUUGUGUUUGGAGCCAAAUCAUCGCACUAUUUCGGGGCAUGAUCUUGGAUACAUGCUGGAGGCUCUGCCGCCUGCUGGGCCCGUCGUGGGUUGCUUCGCCAUGGUCCUCAUCGACCUGCAAAGCUGCAUCCGGUUUGAACAUCGCGCCAGUGACUACGAAUGCAUGACUUGCAUCUCUGUGACAAGCUGGGCCGAUGUGGUUGCGCGCAUGCUCGCUGUUACGCUUUGCGUUGCAUCCCUUCAAGCCGAAGACCUUGAUCUGGAUCCAGGAUUUUACGACGAGCCCGAUCAUGUUGCAAGCAACACACUUGCCAUCCGCCAACUCUGUCAAGCUGUGGCAGUCUCUCGAGCCGAUCUGCUCCGGGCUUGUCAACGAUUCGGCGAGGCUGUCCAUUUUGCGCCCUUCCUCAAGUCGAUUUGAGCUGUGGACUUUGGUUUUUGUGUGUGUUCCUUUGCUUAUUUCACUUGUUCUACCUUUUUUUCUUCUUUUGUAACUCGAUUGGAAAUCUUUGUUAUUGGGCCCCCAUGAAAUACAAAAAACAACGACGACA